GAGACUUUUGCACAGCUUGUCCAUCUUGUUAGUCCUGUGCCAGCUCCAGCAUGCAUGUCUGCCUAUCUGUUAUUGUGUGGCUUCGUGUCUGAAUGCACGUCUCACUUUGAUCUCCAGUGUCUGCUUCUCAUUUAGCAUCUCGUUCACCACCGUCACCAAGAAGACACAGCAGCCGAUCUUCAUUCUGGAGGGAAAGGCCCCAGUCGAGUCCAGCAGAGGGGAUGGAGGAGAUGGGGAGUCUGGUUCCCUCAGCCCCACCUUUGCUGCUCUGCCUCUGACCCACGCAGAGACUUUGGCCCCCUGGCAGAGCGAGAGCCUGCUGGCAGAGUCCUGGUCCACGGUGGGCGAUGCAGACCCUGAGGACACCAAGAGCCUGGACAGCAAUGAUGACCAGGGGCUGGGCGGAGAGGAGAACCACUCCUCCAACUCUGACAUGGUCCACCUAGAGCGAGAGGAGGCGGAGAUGCUCGAGGAGGCAGAGAAGGAGGAGGCGGUGAGGAGGACAGAGGAGGAGGAAGACGACGACGAGCUGCAGACGAGCGUGAUGAGUGUCUUAGGUGGGGAGAGGGAGCUGGUGGAGCUCAGAGAGGAGGAGCAGGACCUCAUCGCCCCGGAAACCGAGGGGCUCCUGGUGUCAGCGGAGGAGCCGCACAAGAGAAAGGAGCCGGCAGAGUUCAUGCAGGUGGUUCCCCCCAUGGCGCUGCCUCCUCUGCCUAUUGUCAAGUUCGACCCCCCCUCCACUACCUCCACCCCGGUCCCUUCAACCACAAGCUCUGAAGCCGAGGAGCUCUACCCCACUCAGGGGCUCCAACCUCCUUCUAUCCUGGCACGUAUGGCAGCAGAGUCUCUAUCAGAGAGUCAUGAGCAGCUACGAUACUCACAGAUUCCCCUGUCGGAUGUGGAGGGACAUUCAGCCAAAGCCUCUGAAGCAGCACCAGAAAAGCCGGAGCCCCCCCUGCCCGCUGCGCCAGAGACUCGCACCCCUCUGAGCUCCACGGAGCUGCUGUGUGGAGGCGCAGCUCUGGUCGCGGUAGUGGGGAUAGUGGCUUAUGGUGCUGUGGCCUACUGUAGGAAGUAGAACUAGAAUCACCCUUUAAACACAAAUUUGUAAAUCUAUUCCAAAUGAAAAUAUUCCACUUAACUCUCUGAGUUCUGGAUUUUACUCUUUGUAUUGUAGUUAUUAUUAGACACAUUAAUUAGAUUUUUCAGAUUCGUUUUGUGCUACCUCAGCUCAUGGCCUUUGUUUUUCUGUAUACGAUUGAUCUCUGAUCUCUAACAUGUAAGCCUGGAUGUAAAAUCAUGUGAAGGUAGAAUUUUAAAGAAUCCUGAAACUUGAACUUGA
Notothenia coriiceps (black rockcod) is the source of this 1342-nucleotide messenger RNA. Its product is annotated as neurofilament medium polypeptide. The transcript is spliced from 2 exons. Lineage: Eukaryota; Metazoa; Chordata; Actinopteri; Perciformes; Nototheniidae. Bases 434 to 1078 code for a protein of 214 amino acids. The record is from RefSeq and is a predicted model, not a curated record.